CCAGCGAGGAAUGUAUCUAUUAGUUGGAACACUGGAAGGAUACAUCUUUGUUAUCAAUGCCAACCCCUCAAGCUUAUUUCAGAUUCUUGGAUUCAUAGAGGUGAACAAAGGCAUUUUACAAAUUUCCACGGUGUCUCUUUUGGAAACAGACAUAGUGGAAGUGAUGGUUCUUUCCCCACUUCCAGAAACAGGAAGAAGCAGGCUGGAGAUAUUUACUCUGCCUAAAAUACUACCACACGUUUCUGCAAACUUUUCUGAUGAAAGAGGAAGGCUGAAUGAUGAAUUCAUUCAUAAGAUCCUGUAUGAGAUAGAGCAUACUCUGUCCUCUGCGGUGUUGGACUUUAAAAGUAACCAAAUAUAUGGCUUCUGUAAUCAAGUGCCAUACAUCUGCAGCUAUCUUCUUCCUGAAAAAGCACAUAGUGGUAUUUGCAUUCUUAAGCUGUACAAAAAAGUGCAGAGUGGACAUUAUGGACCUGGAAUGCUCUCUUUGUCUCCACAUGGAUUGUGGCUCAUAACAACAGCUAAAUGUGGCAUUCUGUGUAUCCGAGAUAUUCAUACUUUGGAAACAUUUGCUCAGUGUCGGAGUCAUUCUCACCAGGCACACGGGAUUCAAUCAGUGAGAAUUUCAAUGGAUGGACAAAACAUUCUGGUGAAUGGGAAAGGUGAUGGCACCCUUGUUUACCUAAGAUGGAGGCAGUUUGGAGGAAACUGAGCCAAUGAAAUUCCUGAAUAUUGCCAACAACUUUUAACUUAUUUAAACAACACCAUGGAUGAGGAGAAUAAUUAUUUAAAUAUAACCCGAGGAGAUGGCUCGGAUUUGGGAUCAGAAUCUGAACACACAGUUGAGUUUCAAUAGUGUUUGUUCCUCCUCCUUCUCUUUCUCUCUUUCUCAUUCUUUCUCUCUAAAUAAUAUCAUUUUCAAUUUGUGGUUUUCUUUGAGCAGAUAAGUAGUAAUAUUCCCCUUUAUCCAGGUGUCCCAAGAUUUUCAAAAAGAGCAUAAGCUACAUCUGAAAGAGCCUUUCUCAAAACCAUCCCAAAUAUUACAUCUUAGAUCUUAUUUAACUCAUGGCACAAGAUCUGGGCUUUCCUUAGAAAGAUUCUUACUAUCAAUUUCGGUGCUUGAUCAAACCAAUAUCUCUAUAUUUUAUAUCACAUACUUUAUUUAGGAAGUGUCUAGCCG
Manis pentadactyla (Chinese pangolin) is the source of this 1180-nucleotide messenger RNA. Its product is annotated as cilia- and flagella-associated protein 43-like. The transcript has 6 exons. The record is from RefSeq and is a predicted model, not a curated record. Gene Ontology annotation, cellular component: axoneme. Lineage: Eukaryota; Metazoa; Chordata; Mammalia; Pholidota; Manidae. Bases 11 to 712 code for a protein of 233 amino acids. Gene Ontology annotation, biological process: sperm axoneme assembly; cilium assembly.